Messenger RNA from Dermacentor silvarum, 7553 nucleotides. RefSeq lists its product as uncharacterized. Gene Ontology annotation, cellular component: cytoskeleton; cytoplasm. Gene Ontology annotation, biological process: negative regulation of actin filament polymerization. The transcript has 17 exons. NCBI's taxonomy places the organism in Eukaryota, Metazoa, Arthropoda, Arachnida, Ixodida, Ixodidae. The record is from RefSeq and is a predicted model, not a curated record. Gene Ontology annotation, molecular function: protein binding. Bases 365 to 3958 code for a protein of 1197 amino acids.
GCUUGGAGGUUGUAGCGGCGGCCUACUGCUGCCCACUCGCUUCGCUUCGCGCUCGUUUUCCGUCGCAAGUUACGAACACUCCUCUAAAGAAAAACAAGCAAGUCUGGUGGGUUGCGGAUCACAAGUGUUGCUCGAGGAGUGCGUGUAUGUGUGUGUGUUCUGCUUACGCCCGUGUGUAACAUCGCUUCCAGGCCGUACUUAUGUGUGCUGUCCGUUUUGCGUCGUGACAACUGGAAUAUACGCCGCCUCCUCCCGCCGCCUUCAACGUUUUUCUCCCGAAAGGAUUCGCAGGUGGUCGCCGAUGACAAUUCGUCUUUUAAGGAUCUAAGCUGCAUGUCUCCAGUACAGAAGCACCACGUCUACAAUGUAUGCUCCUACCCAGUCCGAGCUCCGAGAAAGGCUCGAGAGUCUGCGGUCAUCCAGCUCCACUCCGACCGACUGGGAACAUAGGACACCUCCACGCAACACCAGCAGAAGUCAGAGGCCCAGGCGCUCCAAGGUCAAAAUGGGCUACCACACGUGGACGCCUGGCAUGCUGCACGACCAGCUUAUGGCUGAGCUCAAGACACGAGAGGGCUCACGCUGCAACUGCUGCCCUUAUGGCUACCACAUACACCUCGACUUCGUGCAAUUCUGUGAUUCUCUGAAGGCGCAAGCAGCAAGAAGUAACAUGGACCAGAUUCGGCAACAGUGUCGGGAGAGGCGGCGGCAGCGGAAGUCGCUGCAGUCAUACCUUGGGAUGCUUGACAAUGAGGUGGCCAAGCAGGAUGCCAUCAUUGCUGCUCCUCCAAAGAUACUAGAACUUCGCUCAAAGACACUUCCAAGCGCACCCCCACCUGACUUGCUUGCAUCGAACGACGACACUUUGAACGAAGUUUUUCGCAACUUUGAAGACGUCCUCAGCAGCCACGAAAGGGGCUUUGGAAAUGGCCACGUUGAUGACGGACGCGAGAUUGAAAGCGAGUUGCAAAAGGUCGACCUCCUCCGAAAUGCUCCGAAGUACGCAGAUUCAGCAGUGGUGUCUCCAGGUGCCGAACCAACGCAGAGCUCAGUGCUUCCCUCCCAUUGGCGAGAGGCCGAUCAACGAAAAGCAAGUGAGAUACUGGACAUGGUCUUUGGUCCGGCUCGUUCAAGGAGUGGCUCUACUAGCUCCAUAUCAUCUUUAUCAACAAACUCAUCCAGUGCUGUUCCUGAUUUUCCGGGGCUUAGAGCAGCGUUGGCGGCUCCGCGCCACCACCACGCGGGCAUCAACCGGACUGCAGUGGGGUACAGGGAGCAGGCCGCGACAAGUCCUAGCGGUGGUGGAGGCGGCAACCCGCCGGGUGUAAACCGUGCGGCCCUAGCCAACGUGCGGGAGCUGAUGGCCACCAGUCUCGGACGAAUCAGGCAUCUUGAAGACGAGGUCAAGGCCAUACCGCUCCUGCAGGAGAAGUUAUCUCUUCUGGAAGAAGAAAAAAGGCUGCUCACGCUACAGCUGAAAACAAAAUCAAGCCAACUGUGCCAACGUUCCGUCGGCGUCGGCGACAACCACAUCCUGGGUCCGACAAAGAAAGACGCUGCUGGCGAUGCCCUCGACGAGUACAUCCGCAAGUUGGAAAACCAAAGCAUAGCAGCUGUUCCAAAGACAAGCCACUCAGAUGCCAAAGUGCAAGCUAGCGUCCCAACAACUUCGACACAUUCCAUGACAGUAAGCACGAAAGAAGAUGAGCCAUUUCCUGAGUCUCCGCCUUUGCGUCCAAGCCGAAGUUUAGACCGUGCAAAGCCAAACGCCGUUCGAGUCCAGAAGACAAUAGGUGUUGGGUGCUCUGUCGCAGUGAGGUCUAUUGCAGUUGGUGACAGUGGAGAGCUGCUUCUAAACUCAUUGGCACAAGCCUCAGAACACGAAGGCAGCCAAAAAAAGGUUUCGACACAGGAAUUGGAUGUAGAUUGGACGCUCAUUCCAAGGGCCAAAUUACAACACAUCUGCACACUAUGCACUGAGAGGGGAAAGAGGCAGUUUGAGUGCAAAGAGACAGCCACAGAUCCUGAAGCAGGGAAAGAUGUGCGCAAGAAACUUGAACAGCUGACUUUCGACGUCUGUGAGCCUACAUCCGUUAAGCCGGAGCCACGACCAUGCCUGCAUUGUGAAGAACGUUCCAGACGAGUAUUUGGCCACAGUUCCACGAACACUGAAGCCGUGCUGACAUCUAGCAUAGGUGUAUCUGUCUUGACGUUACAACCAUUCGAGAUUGCUCCACCUGAAAGCCCACAGAGGCCACGGAGGUCACGAAGUCAAGGAGCGCAGACACAGCGAGUCUUGAAAGGAAAUGUUGGCGUUCAGAUUUCUCCCGUGCCUGUGAGGAAGCGUGACGUGAUGCUGCAGGCUGACGUCACUGAGAGGAGGCAUGUUGGACUGCAAGUCAAGACAGUCGAAGCGAAGCCGCUCACUGUUUCCACGGGAACAGGCAUCACAGAUGUGAGAAGGGUCGUCUGUGACCGUUGUGCAAACCUCCGUCAGCGAUCUGUUGCAGUUGGAAACCAUGUCAGUCGGAGAGACAUGGCAGUUUCUAUUUUAUUAGAAGCAGAGAAGGUGUCACAGGGUUGUGGGGAUUGUGCUAUCACAGACGUCCUUUGUGAGAAGUGCCAGCUGAAACAGACCGAGACUAUUGGUGUUGGUGACUUUGAUGUCAACUGCGUUGUCUGCGACGCAUGUAUGGAGAAGUCGACGUCUGAGGAAAAGCCGCCCUCGAUGCAGUCGGUUGGCACGGUGAUGACAUCUUCGGUGGAAGAGCCACGAUCUCCGGAUAGCGUCAGGGGUGUGCGCCUGUGUGACAAGUGCAACUGCCAGAUAACUAGUGUCGCCAAGGACUUCAUAGACAAAAAUGUGCUUGACCCCGUCCUUCCAACCUUGUCGUCUCGCAUUCCAAAGCUGUCGGGCCGAAGUCUGAGAAAACCGGCAGCUCCUCGUGCCUCCUCAGUUCCACCAUCCUCUGAGAACAGGAAUGUCCUCCUAGGAAGCCUUGGGGACCAGAAGAUGGCAGCGAUAAGCCAGCAUCAGCUGAGGGAGCCCCCAGCUAGAAUGACAGAGCGAGCAGAAAAGCAUGAGCCAAGCAAGGAGGUGAAAGCAGCUUGCAAAGUUCUCAACGACUACCUCAUGAAACCCGAGAGAGGGGACCCAAACAAACUGAAAACUGCCGUGUCAUUGAUACAGCAAGAGUGGUUCCAGAUUUCGAGUCCUGCUGACGCAGAUCCAAAUAUGGUUGAAGACUACAUGGACACCUUUGAGGAGUUCUCCCGUCACCUGCUUCAUCGCAUUGUGAACAUGGCUGACGUGAAUGGCAACACAGCCAUCCACUAUGCUGUCUCUCACGGCAACUUCGAUGCAGUGAGCAUUCUUCUCGACUCCAAAGUGUGUGACGUGAGCAAGCAGAACAAGGCAGGGUACACUUGUAUCAUGCUGGUCUCUCUGGCGGAAAUCAAGAAUGACACACAUCGGCUUGUAGUCCAGCGGUUAUUUCAACUGGGGGAUGUGAAUGCCAAGGCCAUGCAGAAUGGCCAGACUGCUCUCAUGCUGGCUGCUAGUCAUGGACGGCUAGAAAUGAUCAAGCUGCUUCUGGACGCUGGUGCUGAGCCAAAUGUGCAGGACAAUGACGGGUCAACGGCGCUCAUGUGCGCUGCGGAGCAUGGGUACAUUGAAAUCGUGCGCGUUCUGCUUGCCCACCCCGAUACCGAGGUCUGUCUUGCAGAUAAUGAUGGAAGCACAGCAUUGACGAUAGCUAUGGAAGCGGGUCACAAGGAUACAGCUCUGCUCAUCUAUGCCAACAGCAACUUCUCGCGAGGCAGCUCUCCAUACUCUUCUUUGAGAAUGCGCAAACGCCCUUCGCCAAGGUCAACGCCUCCCCCAAGCCGCCCGUCCAGGACACCUCCUCCUCCUAGCCCUGCACGGUCAAGACGAACGUCUACCUCUACUGUCAACUGACACCAAGAUUGCAAGUCUUCAAUCGAACCGUUGUCUCUUUAACUUCGGGUUUAGUGUGCACAAUACAGCGCACAGUGUCAUCAAUGCUGCCAACAGAACCACAACAUGAAUCUCACCUUGAGCAUGGCCCGAGAUUCCAUCGCACAGAAACCUUGGAUCUUUUGUGCCUAUUAUUUCGCGUGUAUUAGGUGGUCCUUAUUUUUUUGCCCCCUGUCAUUUGAAGGCGCACUUACUUCUAUGAUAACACUUUCGUUUGCUCAUUUGAUAUACGCUGCAGCCAUCUCGCCUGGUCUCGUUAGUACCCAGGUGCUAGUUGAGAUGCUGGAAAGCGAUUUCUUAGCUAUGACCCAGAAUAUUACUUGAGAGCUAUUUGAUGCUUUGAUGCUCUUUACAUUGAGAAUUAACGAACGGCGGAUCCUUAAAUUAAUUUUUGGCAUGCUGUUUUCAUAGUGCACAUUAUAGGAAGUUGAUGUUAUUUUGCACGGAAUUACUUUCUUUAAUAUAUACAUUCCAGCCUGCAGCUAGGCAACAGGAAUGGGGUGUCAGACAUGUCAGUUCCCUUGUGACAGCUUGUUUCUGGCUUUCAAGUAAACAUCCUACGUGCAUGAUUGGCUGUUUACCAGGUUGUGAUAGAACAAACUUCGUGCCUUAACAAACCAAGAGCCAGAUUUCAAGGUCAUAUAUUUUCGCUAACGAAAUUUUCGAAAAUAUUUGGAAGGCUAAGCAGAGUUUAAUAAAUGUUGUACUACUCUUGUACUUGUCAUUUUCCUAAUGUGAUGUGUUCAAAGCUGUUUAAAGGCAUCUUAGACAAAAUUUUCUGCUUGCAGUCUUCAGCAUUGGAUAGACUUUGAUAGUGUUUGGCUUUUGAGCUUGUCACAAGCAUCGUUUUUUGUAUCCCGUUGAUCAAGUGGCUGUUGUGAGGGUUGAUGUCUCCAGGGCCGUUAUUGUUACUGUGCAGCUUCCAUGCAUUUGACGUUCGUGCGUUGAGACAUGAGCUCUGUGAAAACAUGUAUAUUAAAUGGGUUGUCAUGUGAUUUUAAAGAAGUACUGACUUGACAUUUCUGGCUUAUUAUUAUUAUUAUUUCAAACCCUCUAAACCCUAGACAAAUAUACUGGCAAGCAACAGAAUGGCCUAAAAAAUUUACCAUAAUACUUGUUUCUAUGAGCAAGUUUCAACUUUCAAUACUGAGGAGGUGUUUGUGUCAUGACAUCAUGAUUCAUUAUCUUGCUCUGUUCCUGCAGUAGCUGUGGCUACCACAUGCAAAUGCUGCUCGAACAAAUGUGCGCAGUGUGCUGGUUGAUUUUUUUUUACAAACAAUGGCGUCGUACUUAGCCUUAUCGCUAUGCGACGUCAGCAAAUUUCGCUCUGGGUCAUGAUGUCGUAAUAAUCUUGCUGACACCACGUACGGCGUUUCAAUGCCAAUUUUAAUAUCAAAUCAAAAUGUAUGUGUUUGCCAACAGUCACACUAGCUAAAUGUCAUCCCCUUGCAAGCAAGAAGCACUUGAUAGGGUUUUUAUGAGGGCGAUUCAGAAAGUAAUGCCUCCAAGCCCACUACUUUUCCAAUAGUACUGCAAACAUUUUGAACUCUUUAUCGUUGAUGCACUGAUGUUUAAACUAUGGAAUAUCACUUGCCUCACCUUCCUAUUUCUUCUCGUUCCAGAGUAAUCGAGCAAUCUAUGGCAUCCAGCGGUGACAUCGCAUAAACAGCGAGCUGUAAUUGAAUAUCUGACUGUGGAAGGUUGUGGCUUGUGUGGAGAUUUGAUGCGACUGGAUUUUGCUCUUUCACAGUCCUUGCCCACCUCCGCACAGUGCUGACUUCAACACAGGCAUCCCCGUAAACUGCAGUCGGACUGCAAUGAAUAUUGAUCGGCGCACAACCUUCCGCAGUCAGAAAUUCAAUUACAGUCCGCUGUUUCAACUGGACGAGAAUAGAUAGGAAGGUGAGGCAAGUGACGUUCUAUAGCUUAAACACCAGUGCAUUAACGAUAAAGAGUUUGAAAUGUUUGCAAUACUAUUGGCAAAGUAGUGGGCUUGGAGGCAUUACUUUCUGAAUCACCCUCGUAUAACUUGAAAAAAAAAAAUGUCAGUAAUCUUUUAAAAGGGGGAAAAAAGCAGAUUGAACAAUUAUAGAAGGUGCUUUUUGAUCAACCUAGAGUCGCCAAGUUAGCAGGGUGUAGAAGUGUUGUUUGUUGUAUGAUCCAUGAUUAAUGUUAGAAUGCCUCACAAAUUUUAAGAAAGUCUGCUUGUGAUUGGUGCAAUUGGUGUCAUAGGUGUUCCUUGUCCACAAACGCAAAGAAUGAUCCACCUGUGACAUCAUAAUGUGUUAGCUGAGCAUAGCAGUGUAGAAGUUCUGUGUCCAGGAAAGGAAAAAGAAGCAUGUUGAGAUGAUUCGGUCGCUUAUUGGGGCAGGCACAUACAUGUGUAACUUCAGGGUAAUACAAUGCACUUGAAAUAUAUUAAUGUUUGUGGUAAGGGCUGUAUGAUUGCUUCACGUAGAAGUUGUGCUUGAAUGUCAACAAUGCAGCUUAACGUUGAAAAACUGAGAUAGCAGAAGAUAAAUGGAUUGUGAUAACAACUUAUCUGUUUAGCAGCUGGCAAGAUUUACCUUUUGUGCACUCGUGUUCUAAUCAUUAGUGAGCUCUAAUCAAAAUGCGGUUAGCAAUUAGAGCAGUCUGUGUGUGGCAUUGACUUUCUUUCUGCAUGUUCAUUGUGAUUUCCGAUCAGAAAGAAAGGUGCAAGUUGGUACACCACAGAUGUCUACGCUAGUGAAAUGUUUUUAAAUCUCAAUUUAUCUACCAUGGAUGAGUAAUAUAUUCAUGAUGCACAUUGUUAUCUGUGUGGAAUUUAGACAAAGAAAUCUACCCACACUGAGUUAAGCUCUUUUGCAUUCCAUUACUACAUGAAUGCACGCAAGAGUUUUGUUUUGAGGCGGGUGCUCUGCAGAACCGCAGCUUUUGCGACAUGUGUAGCCGCUUGCUUGUUCUUUCCGUGUAAUUUCCUUUUUUUUUCCUAUGUGGUUCUAGCUAUUCAAGUGUGUGUUCAAGAUGCUGUAGAAAGCUUAUCUUUUUUUUAUAUAUAAUUGUGUGAUACGCAUUAAUGCUUAUAAGCUAUAUUUAUCAUACACUACGAUAUGUACAUGCACUGACUUCUUGAUAUGUUCAGUUGAUGCACUGCAAAAGUUCCAACAGGGUGCUUUUGCUAUUUUUGUGCAAGUUUCUAGUUGUUUUAGUCUGUUUACAAUGCCACCAAGCGAUUGUCUUUUAUGGCCUUUGUAGCUUUUUAUUGGUAAUGUUGUGGGUGUAUAUGUUGCUAGCCUUAUAGGCAUGCCUGCAUGUUGUAGUUUGAGGAAAGCAUUUUAGUUAGCUCAUUUUUGGUGUGCUAGAGGCUUUUUCCAUGCCAGCUUUGCCAUUCUUGGGCACAUGUUCUCACCCAUCACUGGUUGCAUUGAUUAGCUUGUUUUUAUUUGUUCGUCAAUGUGUAAACAAUACUUAAGAGUGACCUGCUUGGAAACUGUUUAAACAAGGACACAAAAAACACCACUGUUCUGCAUUUCGUCACCUUAUUUUUUGAAAUAAAUGAGCUUUAACUUUUCUA